Guyanagaster necrorhizus is the source of this 1494-nucleotide messenger RNA. Its product is annotated as kinase-like protein. Bases 1 to 1494 code for a protein of 497 amino acids. Gene Ontology annotation, biological process: protein phosphorylation. NCBI's taxonomy places the organism in Eukaryota, Fungi, Basidiomycota, Agaricomycetes, Agaricales, Physalacriaceae. The record is from RefSeq and is a predicted model, not a curated record. The transcript has 11 exons. Gene Ontology annotation, molecular function: ATP binding; protein serine/threonine kinase activity.
AUGGCGAACAUAAAUGCUCGCAGUCCGGCCUUGAAUUCUUUCCCUCGUGCGAUUCCUGCGCCCCAGCAAGGCCCCGCAAACCAGAAUGCCAGCAAACCGGCCGACUAUGUAUACUUUGACCGAUCAACCGCUGGCUUCUCAGAUGAAGCGUUGCCGAGAGCCAAGGGAGCCCAGAUGAAGUUGGAACAUUAUUACAAGAUCGUCGUCGAUGCUGCCAUUGAGCGUAAUACCAGGCGUGUAGAGCUGGAGCGCAGGUUGCAAGCGGACGUACUUAUGUCGGAAGACCGGAAGCAACGGCAGCUCCAACAACUUGGAAAGAAGGAAUCCACUUUCUUACGACUCCGAAGAACGCGCCUCGGUUUGGAUGACUUUCACACUGUGAAGGUCAUCGGAAAAGGUGCUUUUGGGGAGGUUCGGCUCGUGCAAAAGACUGAUACAGGCAAAAUCUACGCGAUGAAGACACUGAAGAAGGACGAAAUGCUAAAGAAAGAUCAGCUCGCCCAUGUGCGCGCUGAACGUGACGUCCUGGCCGAGUCCAACUCGCCUUGGGUCGUCCAGCUGUUCUAUUCCUUCCAGGAUCCCUCGUAUCUCUAUCUGAUCAUGGAGUUCCUCCCCGGUGGUGACUUGAUGACCAUGCUCAUAAAAUACGACACCUUUAGUGAGGAUGUCACUAGGUUCUACAUGGCAGAAUGUGUUCUGGCGAUUGAGGCGGUCCAUAAGCUCGGUUUUAUCCAUCGUGAUAUCAAGCCCGACAAUAUUCUCAUCGACAAGGAUGGACACGUCAAGCUGAGCGAUUUCGGCCUAUCUACAGGCUUCCACAAGCAGCACGACUCCAACUAUUAUCAGCGGCUUCUAGAGUCGGCGACGAAGAAUAGCACUACCCCUCAAGCAGCCGCUCGGAAUAGCGUUAUGGUCAACUCCAUCAACUUGACAAUGACAAAUAAAGAUCAAAUCGCCACUUGGAAGGCUAACAGACGAAAGCUCGCGUACUCCACUGUAGGAACCCCCGAUUAUAUCGCUCCUGAAAUCUUUCUACAAAAGGGCUAUGGGAAGGAGUGUGAUUGGUGGUCAUUGGGAGCUAUCAUGUUUGAGUGCUUAGUCGGCUACCCACCAUUCUGCUCGGAAACCACUCAUGAAACAUACCAAAAGAUUAUGGAGUGGCAAUAUCAUCUCGUAUUCCCUGAUGAUGUGCAUCUCAGCCACGAGGCUGAAGACUUGAUCAGGCGCUUGAUAAUCUCAGCGGAUAGACGACUUAACGUCGACCAGAUCAAGCAACAUCCCUUCUUCUAUGGAGUCGAUUGGGAUAGCCUUCGACAGAUAGACGCGCCUUUCGUACCGCAUUUGCGAUCCAUCACAGAUACUUCCUACUUCCCCACAGACGAGAUAGACCAGGCUCCUGAGGAGCUUCCUGCCGAUACUGGUGGCGCCAGUAAAGAUUUGGCCUUCCUUGGUUAUACUUUCAAGCGCUUCUCUAUAUCGUCUCACGCAUUCUAG